Molecule: messenger RNA, 3307 nt
Organism: Hyaena hyaena (striped hyena)
Lineage: Eukaryota; Metazoa; Chordata; Mammalia; Carnivora; Hyaenidae
Gene: TRIQK
Product: triple QxxK/R motif containing
Exons: 3
Coding region: 18-278 (86 amino acids)
Cellular component (GO): endoplasmic reticulum membrane
Source: RefSeq, a predicted model, not a curated record
CAUUUUGGAGAUCAAAGAUGGGUAGAAAAGAUGCCCCUACAAUGAAACUUCCUGUUGAUCAGUACAGAAAGCAAAUUGGUAAACAAGAUUAUAAAAAAACCAAACCUAUUUUACGAGCAACCAAAUUAAAAGCAGAAGCAAAGAAAACAGCAAUAGGCAUAAAGGAAGUUGGCCUCGUACUUGCAGCUAUAUUGGCCCUUCUAUUGGCUUUCUAUGCUUUCUUUUAUCUCAGACUGUCCACAGAUGUUGACCCUGAUCUGAAACCAGAUGAAGAUUAGCUGAGCAGCAAUCAAUGCAUUAAAGGGAAAUAAUUUUAUAAAAGCACCCCUUGGGACCAAUAUUUUCUAAAGUACUGAAACUAGAACAUCUUGAAUUUUUUCUGCUGGUAUUUUUAGUUUUCAGAAAUAUCUUUUUAAAUAGUUGCAUUGGAUUUCAAGAAAAGAACCAUACCUAGCAAUGUAGUAUAAUGUAUGCUACCGGAUACUUUUAUAAAAUUCUUUCUACUUUGACAGGCAACCUAUUCAUGGUGCAUUUAGAUAAAAUGGAAAACAGAUCCUAAAUUCUUUGGAUGUCUUAGCCAAUUUAUGUGUAUAACUUCAUCACUUACAGAUUAUUAAAUCUAUUUUUGUUCCAUAUACAUCAUAAGUAAAAGUAUAUAUCCUCAUUUACAGAAACAUUCUCAAAUCAGAUUCAGAGCCUAAGAAGGAAUAAAAAGUCAUGGGGAAUUUUUCAUUUUACAAAGAAGCCCUGCUUUCUUUCCAGACAUAUUUUAUAUCAUUAGAGGAGCUAUCUGCACAUACAUCUACAGUAAUCUUUUUCCUUCUUUGCCAACUGUUCAGUGCACAUGUGCUCCAUCAGAAAUGGCACCUGGAUAACAGAAGCUCAAAGAGUCACAUAUGUCUCUAAAAUAGAGUUCCUUUCCUCUUGGGCUGUCUGAACUGGUGUAAAUAGAAAGUUCAGUUGAUCUUGGUUUUAAUUAACUUAUUAUUCUAUUAAUAUAAACUUGGAAUUCCAUUUUAAUUAUGUUGUUCUGGCUGCUUGCAGUAUCAGUUUGCCCCUCUUGUUAGGAAGAUAUGUAACAAUCUGUCAUUUAAUUGUGCAGGUUUUCUUCCCCCCCAUACGACAGCAACCAAGUCCUACCUAGUCAGAAUAAUCUUCUUGGGUUGCCUCUUAAAUCUGAACAAUACGAGGUUGGUUUACAAAAUUACAUUCUGUCUCUUGAGAGUUAGUCAAUCACCACUGUUUUAUGAGAAAUAAAUAAUGUAAGAAAAUAUAUGUCUCACUACUCACAUAACUAAUUUUUUGUUUAUGUAAGUUUUCAAGAUAUUUUGCGUUUGUUGGAGUAUAAUAAUCAAUGUAUUCAAUAUUUUUACUGGUAAUGGAUUUUUUAAAAUAACGCUAGAACACAUAAAGACAUAAAGCUUGGAAAAUGGGAAAAUAUGUGUCGACAGCACAUUUGUUAGCUACUACUACCUUAUAGAAAGAAGUAUAGAACAUUAAUAGUUUGAAACAUGUGCACAAAGGGUUUUAUAUCACAUACAUUGUAUUUCUGAAGAGCAAAUAAAAUGUUAAGAUUGUUUUCAUAUUUGCCAGGAGAAAAAAAUCUAUGGUAAAUAACCUAGAUCUUCUUUGAGACUUUUACAAAUAGUUGACUAUGACUGUAUAGCAUUAUGUUCCAUAGAAUUUUUUUCAAGUAGCAUAAUUUAUUUCAUCAAUGUGAAAACAGCCAAAAGUUCCAGGAUCCUCACAGAUCAUUUAUGCCAAGCAUCUGAGGGCAAAAUUUAGCCAGUGUUAUUUACUGGAUUCUUCUCCUUGAAAUCACAAACUCAUGAGACAGACCAAGAGUUCUUAUACACUCACCACAGCAGACCAAUCCAAGUGGCAUUUUUAGGAAAGGUUGCAGCAUUUAAUGCCAUGUGGUAUGUCUGUUCGUGAAGUGGGUGGCAAGGGAAUAUCCAAGCUGGCAUUUUGGAUAUGAUGGGCCUUUUCCUUUCCUGAGUGACAUGCCACAUGUCAAGAAAUACUGCUUUUUCCUCACUCCUAUCACAUUUACGUGAACAAUUUUCAUUUAGUUAUUUUACCUCCCAUAUGGUGUUAAAAACAGUCGUAUUAAAUAAAGAUUAUUUCUAAUUUCAGUCAUAAUUUAAAUGAGAAGAUAUGUAAUAAUUUGUUUAUUAGAUACCCAUCCAAGUGAGAUGUAACAGAAUUUACAGUAUUUAAAAUAGGUGACUGUACUCUUAGAAAUGCCUGAAAAUUCAUUACUGUGGAAAAAAAAAUAUUACUGUCCCCUUCUGUUCUUGAGGUCUUCUUUUGAGGGGAAAAGUUUGUUUCCAAUAGUAAUAAAUAUUAGUUUAUACGUAAUAUAAUUAUAGGCAGGUUGUGUUACCUCGUUUUACCGAUAUCUUGAGUCUCUGGCUAGACUGUUGGUAUAAUGUACCUUAUGAUGGUUCCAGAGACAAGUCCCAAAGGCUCAAUGCUGAUUUUAAUAAAUAGGAGGUAAAGUGAGACAAUACGUGUUUAUACAACACUGUUUUCAUGAAAUGCAAAUUUUUCAAACUUGCAUUAUCUGGGAAGCAGCCUGUAGAGAAAUCCCAGAUUGAAAUCUGGUUUGAAUCUUUGAAGACAGAGAGGUGCUAUCUGGCCUGUAUUUUCAGGGGGCCACACUUCUGAAUAGUGAGCGAUGUUUGGUGUAGAUCUGAGACUGGCACCAGACAGACAAAUUUUAGGCAUGGGUUUUUCUCCUCCAGUAAUUCACUGCUUACAGUAAUUCAGAAGAUAAGAACAGAAAAAUUAGGAUGACUUUUCAGAAUGUUAGAAUCUAUUUGGUAACAUGCUCUGUAGGAUAAACUUCAGCUAAUGCAGUAGACUUUACAUACAGCCUAUGGAAGAGUGUGAAUGAAGUUGGAAGAGUUGCUGGCCCUUAUUGUGCAUGCAAAAUAAAACCUACAUAAAUUUAUUUGAGAGGAGAUACUGUAAAAAGAUAACCUCAUCUAGGAUUUCUUUUAAAACAGAUGCACAGAAAGCAUACCGUAGUACCAAUACGGAGUUUGUUUUAAGUUGGCAAAUACUUGAAGAUUUUCGAUCCUUUCAAUUUUUCAGAAAUCGUUCCACCCCAACCAGUGGUUGCAAGAUCCUGAAAAUAAUGCUCUUAUUCAUUUCUGUGAUUCCAGCAGUGUAGUGAUCUGCACAUAUUUAGUAAAUGGAUGUUAAAAUUUAAUUUCUUUUAGUCCUCUCAGAAUCUGGUACAGUUGCUGCAUGUAAUAGAUGAUCAAAAAUUAUUUGCACAAUAAAUGAAACUUAGAAAUCA